Molecule: messenger RNA, 1100 nt
Organism: Lymnaea stagnalis (great pond snail)
Lineage: Eukaryota; Metazoa; Mollusca; Gastropoda; Lymnaeidae
Source: the annotation of a GenBank genome assembly
UACAACUUCACCCAGGCCACCACGACCCUCAAGCCCGCACCACGUGACAAGAUCAUGAACGACGGCGUGGCUUACAUCUGUUUCGUCGUGGUCAAGUGCGCCAUGUACGAAAUCUGCAGCGCUUUUGGGAUCGUGACCAACAUCAUCUGUCUCAUCGUGUUCCGGAAACUGGGCUGCGAUGAAACGGUCAACGUCACACUCAUCGGGCUGACCAUCGCCGAUCUGGCUAGUCUAAUCGACCUGUUCUGGAUGGGCAUCUGUUUCAACCCCCUGUUUACCUACUCCAGCGUCUACUUCGACACCCAGUCUGUCGCCUACCUGUCGGGCGGCUGGGUCAAGCUCUAUCUGACCCGCGUCUCCGCUUGGAUCACGGCUUUCGUGACGUUGGAGCGGUGCCUGUGCAUAGCCAUACCGUUGAAGAUCAAGACCGUCAUGACCCCCAGGAGGGCCACGAUUUUCAUCGCGCUGUCGUUCUUCUUCAUGGGCCUGACGAUGCCGCCAGUGUACUACACAACGCGCCUGGAGUGGCUGUGGUACCCUGACCGAAACAAAACCCUCCUGGGGCUCGCCUUCACCAAAGAGCGUGAGGAAAUCUACAACAGCGUCAUCUCCAUCAACCUGGUCCUCACCUUCAUAGCCUUCGCCACCAUCAUCAGCUGUACUCUGAUACUAGUUCUGAAUCUCGAGAAGAAGGCUGAAUGGCGGAAGAAGUCUGUCUCGGCGCAUAAACUCUCCUCCAUGUCCGUGAAGGACCAGAAGGUCAGCAAAAUGAUCACGUUCAUCGCUGUUCUGUUUCUCGUCUCGUUCUUUCCGGGCACCGUCUUGUUCAUAGUCAUGUUGAUGAUCCCAGAGUUCAACAAGGGCAAACUUUAUCACAACCUGUUCACCACCACUUUCGCAUUCUCCCACAUCCUCGAGGGCGCCAACGCGUCCAUCAACGUGUUUGUCUACCUCAAGAUGAGUUCAAAGUUUAGAACCGUGUUUUUUGAAACGUUUAGUUUUAAAAAAGUGUCGAAACAACAGAAUUGAUCAUGAACCGAAAGGGUUGGUUAAAAGGUGAAAAUAAGGGCAAGCAGAUAAAGUGGACUGCAUCUGUUAGG